Mercenaria mercenaria is the source of this 1053-nucleotide messenger RNA. Its product is annotated as aerolysin-like protein. The transcript has a single exon. The record is from RefSeq and is a predicted model, not a curated record. The coding region runs from base 1 to 1053 and encodes 350 amino acids. NCBI's taxonomy places the organism in Eukaryota, Metazoa, Mollusca, Bivalvia, Venerida, Veneridae.
AUGCCUCAUAUAGUUGUCGACAAGUCAGUUGACUUAGACUAUUUUACAGACAACAACGCGUCAGGCGGAGAUGGAGGAAAUCACUUUCACUUCAUCAAGAAGGAUGAUGGAGCUAUUCUCACAAAAAUCAAGGCUUGGAAGAGAGACUGGCGUAUAAGUGCUGUGGAAGUUUGGAUGAGCGAUGGCAGUAGCUUCCUCGCCGGUAAACGCGCUGGUGAAAACAGUGAAUUCAAAUUCAGACCAGGCGAAGUGAUAGCAAAGCUCAAUGUCCAGGCAAGUGGGCCGUAUUCUUCUGUUUUGCACAGGCGCCGUCUUGGAGCAAUUUACAUUCAAACAAAUAAACAAAGAGAGUGGGGAAUAUAUUGUCACGGAAUAAAAAAAGAAGAUGACUACUGGCCUGACGUUGGUUCUGGUAUUUGCUGUGGGAUGUUUGGAGGAGCUGGAGAUGCGGUUGAUCGUUUGGGUUUUGCAAUGCUUCGACCGAUUAAAAGCUCAAUUUUAUGUAAUGUAACGUACCCACGACUUGCUUCGGACAUUGUAGCAACCAAACCAGAUAUGGUCGCUCAUCAAAUCUUCAGGAAUGGCAGUGGUACUGAGCAGUCGUUUACUUUGAGUGGUAGUAGAAGUGUGACAAUACAAAGGGAAUGGAGUAUGUCCACUGAGAUGUCUAUGACUUUAAGUAUAGAGGUCGAGGCAGGAAUACCAAUAGUGGGAUCAGUCACGACAUCGACAAGCUGGACUGUCAGCAGCACAUCUACACGCAAAGUCUCUAAAACUACGACAAAGACACACACAUAUACAUGGCCACUGAAAUGUCCCCCGUAUACUUCAAUCCUCGGCGAAGCUACCAUGUACGCUGAUGAUAUAGAUACUCCUUAUGAGGGCGAAGUGAAAAUUACGCUGAUUAAUGAGAAGUCUUACACGUACAAGGUCAAAGGCACGUAUAAGGGGAUGAAUGCAAGAUCCGGAAUAGUGACGAUAAAGCGAUUAGGCCCAUACCCUAGUAAGGAAAGUUCUGAAGAGGAAGACAUGUAUCAAAUAUGGUCAUGGUAA